Molecule: messenger RNA, 630 nt
Organism: Closterium sp. Naga37s-1
Lineage: Eukaryota; Viridiplantae; Streptophyta; Zygnematophyceae; Desmidiales; Closteriaceae
Source: the annotation of a GenBank genome assembly
AUGCUUUGCGACUGGCCGUGCGAUUUGUCCAGAAAGACUGCAUCGACGGUCGUGAGCGCUCUGGAAGGGGCGGCGGGAAUGGAGCACGCCAUGUCGUUGUAUCGGGCCUGGGCGGACGCCUACGGGCUCUCCCCCGACUCGCUGCUUCCGCCCUCCCCCCUCUCCCUUCCGCCCUCCCUCCCCCCCGCCCCUCAUCUCGAGGACUGCGCCGCGCUCACAGCGCUGCGCCAGCAGGCGGAGCAGUGGGGGGAAGGGGGGGAGCCGCCAGCAUGGGCGGACCCACAGCCCGCUCAAGGAGUGCGAGGGGCGCCGGAAGGUGGGGCGCAGGGGGAAGGGGAGGGGGGGGCGGCGUGCUGCAGGCGCGCAGCCUCUGGGGAGGCGAGCGGCGAGUUCAAGGCGUCAGUGACGGUUGGCGCUGCAGCAGCCGCCUCCGCCUCUCCUCCCCUCACUGCCUGCUGCUCGUGUGUUCCCCAGCCGCCCUGGGUGCGAGGGGCGGACAGUGACAAUCUGGCGCUAACCAGAGUGGUGCAGAGGGAUGUGUGGGAGUGGCAGUUCCCCCCCUCCUGUGUCAGCCGCCGCCUGCUGGUGGUGCCAUGGCCCGAGGACCAGUGGCAUGGCAUGGGGUCGCAG